Molecule: messenger RNA, 724 nt
Organism: Arabidopsis thaliana (thale cress)
Lineage: Eukaryota; Viridiplantae; Streptophyta; Magnoliopsida; Brassicales; Brassicaceae
Product: Proteasome maturation factor UMP1
Exons: 4
Coding region: 90-515 (141 amino acids)
Biological process (GO): proteasome assembly
Source: RefSeq, marked reviewed
ACUUUGCUUGUCCCGAAAGUCGCAGAGCGAGCUACAAGAAGAAGCGAAACACACCCAGAAGAAGAAGAAGAACAACAACGAAGUAAACAAUGGAGUCUGAGAAAAAGAUAGCUCAUGAGAUCGGUGGUGUCAAAAACGACGCUCUUCGAUUUGGUCUUCACGGCGUUAAGAGCAACAUCAUCGGAUCUCACCCACUCGAAUCGUCAUACGAAUCUGAAAAGAAAUCGAAAGAGGCGUUGAAGAGGACGGUCAUUGCGCAUGCCUACGGGACUGCACUUCCGUUGAAGAUGGAUAUGGAUAGGCAAAUUCUCUCAAGGUUUCAGAGACCUCCUGGACCAAUUCCGUCGUCGAUGCUCGGUUUAGAAGUCUACACGGGAGCUGUGGAUGACUUUGGUUUUGAGGAUUACUUGAAUGAUCCUCGUGAUUCCGAGACAUUCAAGCCGGUAGACUUCCACCACGGGAUGGAAGUUCGUCUUGGCAUCUCAAAGGGACCGAUUUACCCAAGUUUCAUGUAACCCUUCAUGGGUGGUUUUUUUUAUCGGUUGUUUUUGGAUCAUGACUCAUCGUGUAUGAACUUAUUUCAACCUUAGACUUGUAUUCUCUCUUGAGUUAAGUUUGAAAUCAGAUGAAACAAUGAUGAAUAUGAUUGAACAAUCAAUUCUAGUAUAUGUUAAAACUUUGAAAGAAUAUUGUCAAAUGAAGGAAUCAUCACGUAUCCACUCAA